GUCAGCUGGCGUUCUGCGGGGCGCGGCUUGGAGGGGAGAGGAGAGUCCCAGCGCCGCGAGGACGGUCCGGCUCGUCCGGCUCCCCCUUCUCAGUGUGCUUCCUUUGCCCUUUGCGGCUGGCGGCCAUCGCGAACCCGAAAGAGUGAGCACCCCAAGAAGCUGCUGCCCGCAGCGAAGGUGGGAGUGGAGCAGGUGAAGUGAGGCCUGCCCGGAGUUGAGUAUCCCUGGCCGGAGAAAGCAAUAUGUCAGUGUAUUUGAUAAGAAGAACAGAAUCCUAGGCUAUAAAGUAAUUUUCCCAGGCCAUUUAUUAAACUGUUUUCAAUCGAUUUGAAAAUGAGUAAGUGCAAGAAGCCUCCAGUUCAACAGUUAUCAAGUUCUGAAACCUUUAGCCCAGAUGUUGUUGCUGACAUUUUUGAACUUUUUGCCAAGAACUUUUCUUACUGCAAGCCACUUAAUAAUGAGUGGCAGUUACCAGACCCCAGUGAGAUUUUCACCUGUGACCACACAGAAUUUAAUGCAUUUCUUGAUUUGAAGAAUUCCCUAAAUGAAGUAAAAAACCUCCUGAGUGAUAAGAAACUAGAUGAGUGGCACGAGCACACUGCUUUCACUAACAAAGCAGGAAAAAUUAUUUCUCAUGUACGAAAGUCUGUGAAUGCUGAACUUUGUACUCAAGCAUGGUGUAAAUUCCAUGAGAUUUUGUGUAGCUUCCCACUUAUUCCACAGGAAGCUUUUCAUACCGGAAAACUGAAUUCUCUACAUCUUUGUGAGGCUCCUGGAGCUUUUAUAGCUAGUCUCAAUCACUAUUUAAAGUCACAUCAUUUCCCUUGUGAUUGGAGUUGGGUAGCUAACACUCUGAAUCCAUACCAUGAAGCAAAUGACAAUCUGAUAAUGAUUAUGGAUGACCGGCUUAUUGCAAAUACCUUACACUGGUGGUACUUUGGUCCAGAUAACACUGGUGAUAUCAUGACCCUGAAAUACCUGACUGGACUUCAGGAUUUCCUAAGCAACAUGGCCACCAUUCACUUGAUCACCGCAGAUGGGAGUUUUGAUUGCCAAGGAAAUCCAGGUGAACAAGAAACUUUAGUUUCUUCUUUGCAUUACUGUGAAGUUGUCACUGCUCUGACCACUCUUGGAAACGGCGGUUCUUUUGUCCUAAAGAUGUUUACUUUGUUUGAACAUUGUUCCAUAAACCUGAUGUACCUGCUAAACUGUUCCUUUGAACAAGUCCAUGUUUUCAAACCUGCUACUAGCAAGGCAGGAAACUCAGAAGUCUAUGUCGUGUGUCUCUGUUACAAGGGGAGAGAAGCCAUUCAUCCUCUCUUAUCUAGAAUGGUGCUGAAUUUUGGAACUGAAAUGACCAGAAAAGCUCUCUUUCCCCAUCAUGCGAUUCCUGAAUCUUUUCUUAAAAGUCAUGAAGAAUGUUGUGCAUUUUUUCAUAAAUACCAGCUAGAGACUAUUUCUGAGAAUAUCCGUCUAUUUGAAUGCAUGGGCAAAGAGGAACAAGCAAAACUGAAUAACUUAAGAAAUUGUGCUGUACAAUACUUUAUGCAAAAAUUCCAACUGAAGCCUCUUUGCAGAAAUAACUGGUUAGUAAAGAAAUCUAACAUUGGUUGUAGUACAAAUACAAAAUGGUUUGGGCAAAGGAACAAAUACUUUAAAACCUAUAAUGAAAGGAAGAUGCUGGAAACGCUUUCAUGGAAAGAUAAAAUAGCCAAAGGAUACUUUAAUAGUUGGGCUGAAGAACAUGCUGUGUACCUUCCUGGGCAAAACUCUCUUUUAGAAGGGACAGUGUCUAACCUUGAGUGCCACUUAUGGCAUAUUUUAGAAGGAAAGAAACUGCCAAAGGUCAUGUGUUCGCCUUUCUGUGAUGGUGAAAUUUUAAAGACUCUUAAUGAAGCAAUUGAAAAGUCCUUAGGAGAAGCUUUGAGUGUGAAUUCCAAGUUUAAGCCGAAACAGCAGUAUUGUUGUUCCUGUCACAUUUUUUCUGAAGAACUGAUAUUUUCUGAGUUGCUUAGCCUUACCAAGUGCCUUCAGGAAGAGCAGAUUAUAGAACCCAGUGACCAAAUAAAGUGCCUGCUUGUGGGUUUACCAACUCUCUGUGAUGUCAAAAUGCACGUACCUUUGGAUGUUCAGCUCUUGGAAUCAGCUGAACUCAUGACUUACAGCUGUUCGUUGCUUCAUGAUGGAGACCCAUCCUACCAGCAUUUGUUUUUAGACUGCCUUCUGCAUUCAUUACAGCAGCUUCAUACAGGGGAUAGUCUGAUCUUGCCUAUACUUUCUUGUUUAACAAGAUUUAUGGCUGGCUUGAUCUUUAUACUCCACAGUUGUUUUAGAUUUGUCACAUUUUCUUGUCCUACACACUCUGGGCCCCUGAGGACCUGUGCUGUUCUGCUAUGUGUUGGUUAUCAGAAUCUUCCAAAUCCAGUUUUUCAGUAUCUGCAGAAUGUGAAUGAGUUGUUGAGCACCUUGCUUAACUCUAAUGCGCCCCAACAGGUUCUACAGUUUGUGCCAAUGGAGGUGCUACUUAAGGGGGCACUGCUUGAUUUUUUGUGGGAUUUGAAUGCUGCCAUUGCUAAAAGACAUUUGCAUUUGAUUAUCCAAGUAGAGAGAGAACUCAUCAGCAACGUACAGUUAUGAAAUUGAACAUAUCCUUUCUAAGACCAGUUUUAUGACUUAAUAGUUUUCAGUGUUACCUUUUCUGUUUGUUUCAUACCUUUCAUUCUGGAAAAAGGAUGACUUUUGCAGCUUUUCAUUAAUUCUGAUCUCUAGGGUGCAUACACUCAUUCAUAGGCAUAAAAGUUCUUCCUGGGACAGACUCUAUUCAGCCCUUAAACAUGAGGGCUCCGUGUGCUUGCGUGGGUCCAUGCUUGCAUAUGUUCUUUGGUUGAAUUUAUCUGUUUAAGAUUUGCACCUUGUGCCUUCUCUUAGGGUUUUUUCCUGACAAAUUUCCUCUCAUUGACUAAUGCUGUUAAUUAAGUGGAAGAGGUCAUUUAUGAAAAGGAAGCGAGUUACUCCUUAGCAGUGAAAUUUACUUGAGCAUGCAGCAUGUCACAUAUUGCUUUCAGGGAACUCUUUGUACCAGGUUUCUUGAUAAGAUGUGCCAUUUGUUACUUUAGACCAUUGGACCAGUUUACUUGUAUGGUUCAGAUAAAACUAGUAUGCUCUUUUGUGAAGGUUUUCCUAAUUAUAACCAUCCAACUAAUAACAGGACAAUUUCAAACCAAAGAUCAUGUUUAAAACAAUGAAAAUUUAUAUCUGGUAACACUUCUGUAUCAUGAAAAGCUUCAUUUAGCAAUGUUGUGAUUUUUAACUUCCAGAAAACAACUACUGAAUGAAAAUAUUUUUAUUAGAUUUUAAGAUAUAAUUUAUAAUCUCAUAUGGGGCAAUUACAAAUGUGAUUGAUGUACAUAGUGAAUACUGAAAAAUUUGAUAUUUUCAAAAUGAUGGUUCAGCAGUUAAUUUUGUAAUCUUUAAUUUUUUAUCAGUAUAAAUAAAGCACUUU
Molecule: messenger RNA, 3502 nt
Organism: Dipodomys ordii (Ord's kangaroo rat)
Lineage: Eukaryota; Metazoa; Chordata; Mammalia; Rodentia; Heteromyidae
Gene: Cmtr2
Product: cap methyltransferase 2
Exons: 3
Coding region: 334-2637 (767 amino acids)
Biological process (GO): 7-methylguanosine mRNA capping
Cellular component (GO): nucleus; cytoplasm
Molecular function (GO): methyltransferase cap1 activity
Source: RefSeq, a predicted model, not a curated record